AUGCAACUUGUACAGCUUCUUCUCUCUCGGGCACACGGUCGACGACAGCACGCAGUUCGCUUGCUGGCUCGCCCCAACAUCUUACGCUCCUGGAUUUCGCUCGUCCUCCUUUCAACUCUACCACCUUUUGCUUCUUGCCAUUCUGCUUGUUCGCAGUCGCCAACUAUGUACGGAUUCGUUAAUUACGCACUCGAACUUCUCGUCCUCGAGAAUUAUGGAAAGGACGUCUGGGAACAAAUCAAAAAGGAAGCCGAAGUCAAUAUGGAAGGCCAUUUCCUUGUCCGCCAAAUCUACGAAGACGAUGUUACGUACAAUAUUGUUGGAGCAGCUGAACGCGUUCUACAGGUGCCAGCCAAUCUCCUGUUGGAAAAAUUCGGGGAGAAAUUUCUGGAUUUUUGCCAAGAUUCCGGUUAUGAUCGAAUUCUUCAAGUAUUGGGAGCCACACCCCGCGACUUCCUCCAGAAUUUAGAUGCCCUGCACGAUCAUCUAGCCACCAUUUAUCCCGGGAUGAAAGCGCCGUCGUUCCGCUGUACCGACGCACCUGACGGCGCACUCAUUUUGCAUUAUUACUCGGAUCGGCCCGGCCUCGAAUCGAUCGUUAUUGGAAUCGUCAACGCCGUGGCAAAAAAGCUGCAUAAAGUGGACGUUGAUGUCAAAUUGCUGCGCAGCUCGCAGGGCAGCAGCGGCCAUGGUGAAUUCCUCAUUCAGGAAAAGAACAAGGCCAAAACACAGCAGGACACGACGGCCGACGAAGUCGAUCUCAUCUUCAGCUCCAAUGAACCGAAAAUAUCGUCCCAACUCUUUUGCCGGGCUUUCCCAUUUCACGUUUUAUUCGAUCGAAACUUGUCCAUCAAGCAAGUAGGUGAUUCCCUCAAGAGGAUCCUACCCGCCAGCAUCGAUCGAUCCGACUGCAAGAUCACAGAUAUUUUGCGCAUGGUUCGACCUCAUAUGGAGUUGACUUUCGAGAAUCUAUUGGCCCACAUCAACACGGUGUACAUUCUCGUGACAAAGGAGAAGAAGAACGACGUUCAACAACACGAUAAGGCGGUUCCAUCUUUGGGCACCUGGCGCCAUGAAGACGGAACAGGGAUGAUUCAGGAAGCCAAUCUACGUCUCAAAGGCGAGAUGAUACAUGUUCCAGAGAACGGCCUAAUGCUUUUCCUCGGUUCGCCCAGUGUCCUCAAUUUGGAAGACUUGACCAGACGUGGAUUGUAUCUGUCUGAUAUUCCACUACACGACGCUACGAGAGAUCUAGUCUUGCUGUCUGAACAGUUUGAGGCCGAAUACAAAUUGACUCGCGACUUGGAGAUGUUGACAGACCAGUUGCAACAGACCAAAGUCGAAUUGGAGCGUGAAAAACAGAAAACAGACACGUUGCUGUAUUCGGUCCUACCUCCUUCUGUGGCUAAUGAAUUGCGUCACGGUCGUCCAGUCGCCGCCCGUCGUUACGAAAUGGUGACUUUGCUCUUUAGCGGCAUCGUCGGUUUCAGCGACUUGUGUGCCCGCAAUUCCGAUUCCAACGGAGUCAUGAAAAUCGUGCGGAUGCUCAACGUUCUCUACACGACGUUCGACGUAUUGACUGACCCAAGGAAAAAUCCCAACAUUUACAAGGUGGAAACAGUGGGUGAUAAAUACAUGGCCGUCAGCGGCUUACCUGAACCGUGCAGACAACAGGCUCUCUGCAUUGCCCGAUUGGCCCUCGACAUGAUGGACUUGUCAAUGGACGUCUCCAUCGAUGGCAUCUCCGUGCAAAUUACCAUUGGAAUCCACUGCGGAGAAGUGAUGACUGGAGUCAUUGGACAGCGAAUGCCUCGUUAUUGCCUUUUCGGCAACACAGUCAACUUGACCAGCCGGACAGAGACGACGGGCACUCCGGGCAGGAUCAACGUCUCGCAAGAUGCUUAUCAGUUGUUACAAGAUCCGGACAACCGAGACUCGCAAUUUUGUUUUUCUUACCGUGGUCCUGUCGCAAUGAAAGGGAAACCCGAGCCAAUGAAAGUUUAUUACCUGGACAGAGCCUCUAGCAGUGCAGCCAUCACGUCUGGUUGUACAAACCCGCUCGACUAAUGGCCAACAGUUUGCAUUCCGUUUUCACGCCAUUCCAUUCCUAUGUGUAAAAAUAUUGUACCACGCAUCGUUUAGCUUAACUCGUUUACGUGUCGUGUUUUCGUCGGUACGUAGUGGCAGUCUAAAAUGUAAAUAUCAGUUACAAAAUGUAUAAAUGUAGGAACUCUGCGGCUACAAAGCAUCAGCUUGGUUUUCGACGGCCAACUGUUAUUGUCAACAUCGUUCACUUA
Molecule: messenger RNA, 2297 nt
Organism: Daphnia carinata
Lineage: Eukaryota; Metazoa; Arthropoda; Branchiopoda; Diplostraca; Daphniidae
Gene: Gycbeta100B
Product: guanylate cyclase soluble subunit beta-1-like
Exons: 17
Coding region: 1-2067 (688 amino acids)
Biological process (GO): response to oxygen levels; cGMP biosynthetic process
Cellular component (GO): guanylate cyclase complex, soluble
Molecular function (GO): heme binding; guanylate cyclase activity
Source: RefSeq, a predicted model, not a curated record